Molecule: messenger RNA, 399 nt
Organism: Fusarium vanettenii 77-13-4
Lineage: Eukaryota; Fungi; Ascomycota; Sordariomycetes; Hypocreales; Nectriaceae
Exons: 1
Coding region: 1-399 (132 amino acids)
Source: RefSeq, a predicted model, not a curated record
AUGGCUUCAGGCGCAUUCUCUUCUUUCUCGCCAUGGCAUAUCCCGCCCCUCUUUAUCGCCAGUGCGUUUACCCUUGGCGGUCUUCUCCCCUUCUUGAACCCAGCCCGUGCCAUUCGCGAGUUCGGGUUACCAGAGGGCAUAGCCAGGUCUCAACCAGCGCAUACAUGUUUCGCCGUAUACGGAUCCCGGGUAUCCAUUAUGGGCCUUUCCAUGUGGAUAUUUUAUCUACGAGGUGAACUCAAGACACUGGAUACGUUGAUGGCCCUUCUGUUCUGGGCCGGUGUUGCAGAUGGAUACCUGUGCUGGAAGGAGGGCGUUCCGGGCAAAGCGCUGUUCAGAUUUUCUUCUGGUCUUGUCGUGGGCGGCUGGGGGUUCCUUGGGUUGACUUCAAGGGGUUGA